Molecule: messenger RNA, 1395 nt
Organism: Lachancea mirantina
Lineage: Eukaryota; Fungi; Ascomycota; Saccharomycetes; Saccharomycetales; Saccharomycetaceae
Source: the annotation of a GenBank genome assembly
AUGGCAGAAGACAAAAAGCAGAAGCUUUGGGGAGGCAGAUUUACCGGAGAAACCGACCCAUUAAUGCAUCUCUACAAUGCAUCUCUUCCUUAUGAUUACAAGAUGUAUAAGGCCGAUCUACAAGGAACCAAGGUGUAUACGGCUGGAUUGCAAAAGAUCGGACUUCUGACUGAGGAAGAACUGGACCAAAUCCAUAAAGGUUUGAAAAUUAUCGAGAAAGAGUGGUCCUCAGGAGAAUUUAAGAGACAUCCAACGGAUGAAGAUAUUCAUACGGCGAAUGAAAGAAGGCUGGGCGAGAUUAUUGGACGUGGGAUCUCUGGGAAAGUUCAUACUGGAAGAUCGCGUAACGAUCAAGUCGCUACGGACAUGAGAAUUUACUGCAGAGAUCUUUUGACCGAAACCGUCCUUCCAGCAUUGGCCAAGUUUAUUGAAGUUAUUCUGUUGAGAGCGAAAGAGGAAAUCGAUGUUUUGAUGCCCGGUUAUACGCACCUUCAAAGAGCACAACCAAUUCGUUGGUCCCACUGGCUCAGCAUGUAUGCGACUUAUUUCACCGAGGACUACAAGAGGUUGCAACAAAUCACCGAUCGACUCAACAUGUCGCCUCUUGGUGCCGGUGCGUUAGCUGGUCAUCCAUAUGGUAUUGACCGUGAAUAUUUGGCCAAAAAUUUAGGGUUCAACGGUGUCAUUGGAAAUUCGCUUGCCGCGGUUUCCGACAGAGAUUUUGUCGUGGAAAUCAUGUUCUGGUCUUCUUUGUUCAUGAACCACGUUUCUCGGUUUUCGGAGGACUUGAUCAUUUAUUCGACUGCAGAAUUUGGUUUCGUCAAGCUCUCGGAUGCUUACUCGACUGGAUCCUCUUUGAUGCCUCAGAAGAAGAAUCCAGACUCUUUAGAACUUCUUAGAGGUAAGUCCGGAAGAGUAUUUGGUGAACUCAGUGGGUUCUUAAUGAGUUUAAAGUCCAUUCCUUCCACUUAUAACAAGGACAUGCAAGAGGACAAAGAACCCUUAUUCGACUGUUUAACCACCGUCGAACAUUCUAUUCUAAUUGCUACCGGUGUUGUUUCCACCUUGAAUAUCGUCAAGGAAAAGAUGGAAGGUGCUUUAACCAUGGAUAUGUUGGCCACCGACUUGGCGGAUUAUUUGGUUAGAAAGGGUGUUCCAUUCAGAGAAACGCACCACAUUUCUGGAGAGUGUGUAGCUUUGGCAGAGAAGACUCAAGUUACUGGGAUCGAUCAAUUGACUUUGGAACAAUUCCAAAAAAUCGAUGACAGGUUCUCUUCAGACGUUUUCAAAGUUUUCAACUUCGAACAAAGCGUUGAAAGAAGAACUGCCACUGGUGGAACUGCUAAAAGUGCCGUUUUGAAACAACUAGCUUCUUUAGAAUCGCAACUUAACUAG